This is a messenger RNA of Neltuma alba, 1742 nucleotides long. Its product is annotated as probable glycosyltransferase At5g25310. NCBI's taxonomy places the organism in Eukaryota, Viridiplantae, Streptophyta, Magnoliopsida, Fabales, Fabaceae. Bases 1 to 1704 code for a protein of 567 amino acids. The record is from RefSeq and is a predicted model, not a curated record. Gene Ontology annotation, molecular function: glycosyltransferase activity. The transcript is spliced from 5 exons.
AUGACGAGAGGGUGGGCGGGGGAGGAAUGUAUAGCUGUAAGCGUGGUCGAUGAAGAAGAAACAGCACAAUCUCGGCUUGGAUUUGCUGCUAUCGAAGUCAAAAAAGUAAAGCGAAAAGUACGGCAUGUGAAAGGAAGCAAGGCUCCUUCAUACAAAACAACUCUCGCCACUUCGGCUUUGACUUUUCGUUACCACCUUCCACCCAGCUCAUCAGAUCCACCAUCGUCUUUAUUCCUGCCGUCUGAAUCAGGAACAGUUUCAUCAAAUCAAUCCUUGAUCAACACUAGGGAGUCAAAUGAAUUUCUAGAAGAGGCCAGACAUCAACAGGUUCACCUUAGCCACCAACCUGCCUCUAUCAUUUCACCUAAUGUGUCUAACAGGUCAGAACAAUCAGUUCCAGUUGAAUCAGAUAGUGUGGAAGCUCAUCGAAGCAAUAUUUCUGUAUAUGGCGGAAAGGAGGACAAAAAGGUUGCCCAUACAACAGCAAUCAUUACACAUUCCCCUCCUCAUGGAUUGGUCCCUUCCAGAUUGCAGAGGCACAUACGUUCUAUGCCACCGAAUGCGGCCCUUGCAUAUGCAAAGAAUGAGAUUGAACAUGCGCCUCAAGUUGUCGAAGAUUCAGAUCUCUACAGUCCUCUGUUCAGGAACAUUUCUGUUUUCAAAAGGAGUUACGAAUUGAUGGAAGCAAUACUUGAAGUUUAUAUUUAUCCUGAUGGAUCGAGACCCAUUUUCCAUAAACCUUUCCUCAAGGGAAUCUAUGCUUCUGAAGGAUGGUUUAUGAAGUUAAUGCGGGAAAACAAGCAGUUUGUUACCAAAGACCCUAGAAAAGCUCAUUUAUUUUAUUUGCCAUAUAGUGCACGUCAACUGGAGAUGGCACUCUAUGUGCCUGGAUCUCAUUCUUUGAAACCGUUGGCCAUCUUUCUGAGGAACUAUGUGAACAAGAUUGCCGCAAAGUAUCCAUUCUGGAAUCUCUCACAUGGAUCAGACCAUUUCCUCGUUGCUUGCCAUGAUUGGGGUCCUUAUACAGUAACUGAGCAUGAUGAACUGGCCAGAAACAGCAUUAAAGCUCUAUGUAAUGCUGAUACGUCGGAAAGAAUCUUCAUUGCGGGAAGAGAUGUUUCGCUCCCAGAAACAACCAUAAGGGCACCCAGAAGACCUCUAAGACAUGUUGGUGGGAAUAAAGUGUCACAACGUCCAAUUCUCGCCUUCUUUGCUGGAAGCAUGCACGGUCGAGUACGUCCCAAGCUUCUUAAGCAUUGGGGUGGUGAAAAGGAUGAAGACAUGAAAAUUUAUCAGCGUUUACCUCAACUAGUUUCCAAAAGGAUGACUUACAUCCAGCACAUGAAAUCAAGUAAAUAUUGUCUAUGUCCAAUGGGCUAUGAAGUGAAUAGCCCGAGGAUUGUCGAGGCCAUAUAUUAUGAGUGUGUUCCUGUGAUCAUUGCAGAUAAUUUCGUCCUCCCUCUCAGUGAGGUAUUGGAUUGGAAUGCAUUCUCGGUGGUGGUGGCUGAGAAGGAUAUACCCAGGUUAAAGGAAAUUUUAUUGUCCAUUCCCAUGUCAAGAUAUCUUGCCAUGCAAACUAAUGUGAAGAUGGUGCAGAAGCAUUUCCUCUGGAACCCAAAACCAAUAAGAUAUGAUCUGUUCCACAUGAUUUUGCAUUCAAUAUGGUUCAACAGGCUAAACAAUAUUCAAAUCCCACGGACGUAGUUAUUCUUUCAGCAUUUAUUGAGCAGAUGACUUCGGUA